AUGUUUUAUUUCAGAGAAGAAAAAGAAAUUCUGUUGCGAGGUCCACAGACUCUCCAGCAGUACAAACUUCGGAUGUCAACGACAAUCUCCGGUCACCGAAGCGACCUCGAACUGACGGCGACAACUUACGAUUCUCAUCUCAACUUUUGGAUUUCUAUUUGUACGGACGGAUUUCAAAGUUUGCUCAACCUUUAAAAGGCAAGCUAAAAUUUUUUUUGAUACGUUGCCAUCUCCAAUGUUAACGUUGAUUUACAGUAGCUACACGUAGAAAGCGCCACUACCGGAAAAAUAUGGAGGUUGUUGCAUUCUUCGACCAAACAUUCUUGAAUGUGAUAGUAAUAACUGUUCUUCUUCAAAUACCAGGAAACAGGUGGGAAAAUUGUCUGAGCAUGCGCGAAACUGCGCGGGUUUUCAGAUAUGUGUGUUUCCACUUGAUUUAAAAACGAAAACAACAUGAACGAAGCCUUCGAAAGACAAUUUUGCAGCGGCAGUUUAGGGCCAUAAAUCACCACAAAAAUUGGAUUAACUGAACAAACAAAUGUUGCAGCAACACUUUGAUUUCCUCUAUUGCCACAAUUUUUACAAUGUAAACAAUUAAUAUUGAUUAUUUCAGUGCAAAACAAAACAGAGCGAAAAAUUUCCUUUCAAAAUGUCGUCUGAUAGCUUCAAUAAAAUGUGAAAUUCAAACAAAAAAUACUAACCCUUCUACAUUUUUUACAAAACCAAGAAAUUUAACCUCUGGCAGAGGUAUACGGUAUCCAAGUGCCUUCUAGUCUCGACUUUAAUUAAUUUCGUGUAUUUUGUUUCAGAAGCUGAUCCCGAAACGAAAAAUGUUAAAUAUCCUCCUGGGAUGUUUCCUUGCACAUCCUCUAUACCCGGCAGUAAUUUUGGAGUUUAUUGUUCGAGAUUCAUCCCGGUUGGAACUUGGAUUGGACCUUUCGAAGGAGAGGUGAUAAGACCCGAGGAACUAACUGCCGAUCGGGAUAAUGGACACAUGUGGGAGGUAGGCCUGCUAGUUUUUAGUUAAGGAGUUUUAGUGUUAGAUCAUUGGUUUUAGUAUAUGGAAAUUAUAUACACUUUUCAGACCUAACCAGGAACAGUUGCAACUUCAAUAGGGCGAGUUGCCAAAAAUCUUGAUAUUUGGUACGAGCCAUGUUUCUUAAAGCUCUGGUCAAACGAGGGUGAGAGUUGUCAAGCGAGAGUUUGCAUGAGAGUUUUCUCAGCUCCCGUACCUUGUUUAAGCAAGCGAGAACAAGAGACGCGUGAGAGUUGAUGAGAGUUUGAGUGGAUAUUACCGCGCGUCGCAAAAACUCGAUCUCAUCGAUCAAAAUUCGAAGAGACAUUCAAAUUAAAAGUUGAUGCAUGAGUGUUGAUAAGAAUUGGUGAGGGUUGAUAUUCAAAUUCAUGGGCGUACUGGAAGGAAAAAAUUAGGGGGCGGAAAGAAAUUUACCCGACUUUUUCGGAUAGUGCCCGACCAGUGCCGAAAAUUUUUUUUCCGGAACAAAUUCAUUUUGACGACCCCCCCACCCCGUCGCCAAAAAAAAUUCGGUCAGUGUACCAUUUUAGGGGUCCGAAAAUUUUUCGGACAUACCAAAAUUUUUCGGAACAUCACACAAAUUUUCCAGACAUCGCAAAAUUGACCACAGAAUUGACAGAAUUUCCCACAAAAUUGACAGAAAUUGUCCCAUUUUUUUUAUACUAGGCCAAUAUUGCCCGGCUGUGGAGCGAAUAUUGCCCGACUGGCUUUGUUUGCCCAACAAACUGUUCAAAUUCAAAGUUGAUGAGAGUUGAUAAUUAGAGUGCAUGACUUGAGCGUUUGCAGUGAUACGCGAGCGAGAGUUGCCGCAACUCUCAACAACUUUCAUUUUCGUUUGACCGGGGCUUACAGUAGGUGGAUGAAUUCUACAAGUGUGGUGUGCUAAUCAUCCUUACUUCCAGCUGAAACCUAAGCUGAAUUGCGAAGCACUUAGCUCCACCUAAUCCAGUCGAAGGCUUUCUAAGGGCGCCUCUGGCAGCCACCUUAUGACUUGUGUCUCAUCACGGAGCACAGUUUUGGUGGUGAUCCCAUGCAACCCACUCAGUUAAGUGGUAAUCCCAACCAGGGCCUUUUUUAAGGAUUUUCUCAUGGGGGGGGGGGGAUUUUUUGAAAAGGGACCUUUCUGUGAGAUAAUAUAUUAGAGGGGGAUAGCAAUGGCUGAAGGCCACGUGUGUGGCCAAUAUACCACGCAUGAAUGGGGGGGGGGGUCUGGGGUGUACUCCCCCAGAAAAUUUUUGAAAUUUGAAUCCCGGAAAUGUCAUUUCCUGCAUUCUGAGCAUCCAAAUUUGCUCCAAAAUUUAUGCUAACUAUACUUGUAUUUGAAAUAAAUAAAGGGGAAAAAAAACGCACAAAAAGUAAAAAAAAAUUAACCAUCAUUUAUCAUUACUUAUUAGAGGAGGAUAGCAAUGGUCAGGUGUGUGGGGGUGUACUCCCCCAGAAAAUUUUUGAAAUUUGAAGCACGGAAAUGCCAUUUCCUGCAUUCUGAGCAUCCAAAUUUGCUCUAAAAUUUAUGCUAACUAUACUUGUAUUUGAAAUAAAAGAAGGAAAAAAUGCACAAAAAGUAAAAAAGAAUAUUAACCGUAAUUUAUCAUUAAGCUACUUAUUAAAGGGAUAAUCCGCCGAAAAUUUUUGAAAUUUGAAACCCGGAAAUGCUAUUUCCUGCAUUCUGUGCAUCCAAAAAAUAAAAAAAUUAUUAACAAUAAUUUAUCAUUACUUAGUUGGUAGAAAAACAUAAUUUAAAUAGAUUUUGUUAAACAAGGACAAAGGAUAAAGCCUAAAACUUACUUUCCGUUUAUCUAUUUGUUAAUCUUCGCUGGUUUGUUUGUAUAAUUUUAGGAAAAAGGGACUUUUACUGGGGGGGGAAAUGUGAUUUCGUGGGGGGGGGCACAGGGGGGACUGGGGGGUCAUUUGCCCCCCUCAGCUUGUAUGUUAAAAAAGGCCCUGAUCCCAACCCACCCCGUCAACAUUACCUGUGGGAGGAAACCGGGGAGUACCCGGCGAAAACCUACGACUUUCGGUAAACUCUCUUCACAUAAGUGUGAAAGUGUCAUGUUUCUGCAACGAAAAUCGAACCAGAGGAACGGUCUCACAGGUAAUAGGAUUUGUGCGGUGAUAAAUGAGAUUUUUUGCAGUACUGAUUUACUUUAAUAUUUAAAUGUAGGUGAUAUUAAUUCGUGAGAGGAGUGCAUAAUUUAUCACAAAUUAAAUUGUCCAAAAGCACGAUAAGCAUAAGUUACGCCUUUCCAAUUUUAUAUAGAAUUCUAUAUGGCCUAAUAUUCAAUCUUUCAAAAUGGAAUGUAUCAAAAAUUGUGUCUGACAAUGCAGGAAAUCGACCUCAGGAGGCUAAAAAAUACGAAAAUUUUCUGGAUAAGGAUCCCCAGGUCCCCCGAAAAGUUGUGUCUUGUGAUGCAUUUCCUAGUUGGGUCCCUUUUCCAGUACAACACUGAAUAAUAUAUAAUCCUUCGCUAUAUGACGUACUGCUAUUUUAUGUUUUUUUUGCGCAGUAAUAAAAUUUCUUUAAAAUACUCCCUGCUCUAAGUUCUUACUAAAAUUGUUCAUAUGUUUCCAGAUCUACAAGGACGGCAAGCUAAGUCACUAUGUGGACGGCAACGAUACGAAAUUCUCGAACUGGAUGAGUAUGAUCCAGUGCGCUCGUCAUAAAGAAGAACAAAAUAUGACAGUAUUUCAGUACAAUGGCAAUCUGUAUUACCGCGCAUUUAGAGAUAUUUUACCUUAUACAGAGUUAUUGGUGUGGUAUGAUGAUAGAUAUUCAGAUAGUAUGGAUAUAGAGCGGAUAUCUAUGGCUGGCUCUGAGGCUUUCUCAUCAAGGAUUUCAGGUAAUAGAGCGAAUUUUGUAUUUUUUCAACAAAAAAAUUUCUUCAUAAGUAUAUUAAGUUAAGUUGUAUUACAAUCAUAGAUAUCUUAUAUACACUAGAUAGCGCAUCUCUUUUAGUAAAAUUGAACUAGCCAAGAAUAUUCCAGCGGUUACCCCCAUUUGAAUAGAUUUAAUUUUUUUAAUUUUUAAUUUUAUAAACUUCGUCACAAUAUAAAUUACAUAUAUAAAUACUAUAAUGACUAUAACACAUUCCAAACUAUCCUUACAUGUAUCGUUUUCCAGGACUAACAACUGUUAAACCAUAUUAAAACAGACUAAAACAGACAUGAAAACCGUAGAUGCAAGAAACAAUACAACAAUUUACAACAAUUGUGACAGGGUAUUCACGACAGCUUUUGGCCAAUUACUGUGAUCCCAUUAGACAACAAACAAAUUAUCUUAAACUAUACAAAGCAUUCACAUUGUCUCUUAAAAAAUUAUUAUUUAAAAACAGCAUGCAAGAGGUUUAGUGAGAUCAUGAGUCUGAUUACACUUUAAACAAAUUGUUUUCCACGAACGAGGAUCAUCUAUGUUAUAAUUAACUAAUUGUAAAGCAGAGAGGUAGUAGUCAAGUAAAUAUUUUUUAAAGGUAUAUAAAGAAUUAGAUUUAUUAGUUAUGAGUUUUGGUAAAGUAUUCCAGAUCCUUGUUGAUCUGAUUGUAUAUUAAGACUGUUGGUAUAUCGCUGUAUAGCAUUAGAUGGAGGCCAUGUUGAAAUUUCCCACACGUAUAAAUAAACGCUUAAAAAACAACAAUAACUUUCAUCAUUUGAAUAGUUUGAAAAUGUAUUUUGAAUAUCCCUGUUUAAGAAAUAGAAAACAUAGGAGUCUUCUCAUUUUAUAAGAAUAUCCUGAGUCUGCAAUCACGUUGCAGAAUAAUUAGAUGCACUAUCUAGUGUAUAUAAGAUAUUUAUGAUUACAAUAUGUUUCGCUUAUUUUGGUAAGAAAAGAUGUUGUAACUCUAAAAAUUUGUCUAAAUGACUUUUUUCUAAGAAAAGAUAAUUUGAGCAUAAAAACGUACUGUUUGUAAAAUCUAAAGGACUAUAAGCAGCAUUAAUAGUUAAAAUAACAUCCCCAGUAUGCUUACAAUAAACUGUAAUUGCUUUUUAUUUUAGCAAUCCAUUCAUAUGAAAGCAGUUACAGGCGUGCAGGAAUUGAAAAUUUAGAACAGGUAAAAAUUUUCCAAUAUUUUGUAAGUAACAGAGGUGGCUGAAAUCAUUUGACUGCCAUUUCACGCAAUGUAAUCAAAAAUUUAAAAUAUUGAAUGGAGUCAUAAGCAAACUUGUAGCAAUGCUCAACUUGUCAACAGGAUGUGUUAUCACUGCUUGUUCCCAGCUUGUUGACAACUGACAACUUGCUACAAGGUUGUUGAGCUCAACAGACUUGUUACAAGUUGUUCCAACAACUUGUUAUCGUCCUGCAAUUCAACAACUUGAUAACAAGUUGUGAGUGACACAACCUUGUAGCAACUUGAUAAAAUAACAACGUUGUUACAACUUGUUGACAAACUUGCUGCAAGCCUGUUGUCGACAAGUUGUUGACAAGUUGUGAGAUUGUGAGAGAUCUACAUAGAUAUAUAAAAAUCUCUGGUGUUACGUAGCGCUCAUUGUUGUUAGUCUACAGAGCUCACUGGUGUUACUCUUUAUAUUACAGAAUGGUGAAGUGCAGGCAAACGAGUACUUCGCCCUCAGUUCGUUGAACGAGACAAACCAAUGGCGAUGUGGACAAUGUGAACAAACUUUCACCCAACGUGUCGCCUUACAGAUGCACGUUUGCGACAAAUCCCCGGAAAAACCUUUUCAGUGCGGCCAAUGUCCGGCCUCGUUUUCGAAUCCUGACGAACUACGGAGUCACGUGGUUGAUCACGUCAGCGACAAGCCGUUCAAGUGCGGGUACUGCGGGCGCACGUUCAGCGGUUCUACCACGCUCAGUAACCAUAUAAGGACGCACACGGGUGAACGUCCGUUCAAAUGUCGAAAAUGCGGGAAAUCUUUCAGCCAAUCAACGCAGCUCAGCAGACACGAGAAGUCACGUGAGAACUGUGUGGAGAAGUAA
Messenger RNA from Paramuricea clavata, 5963 nucleotides. NCBI's taxonomy places the organism in Eukaryota, Metazoa, Cnidaria, Anthozoa, Malacalcyonacea, Plexauridae. The record is from the annotation of a GenBank genome assembly.